UAAAGUGUAGUAAAAACUUGUGUCGCAUGAAUCGUUGGUGUUUCCUGGUAGUUGCCAAAGCAGUGAAAGCUAAGCACACUUUCAGUUUGUACGUUCAUAGGAACUGAUAUACCUGCCAUGUAGUGCCAAUUCUACAGCAUGCUGUCUGCAGAAAUCAGAAAUCGUCGAGCAGGAACAACAAAGGCCUCCAUGACCCGUGUGCACUCUAUUGUCUCGGACGCCACCUAUAGACUGAAAAGGCUUCCUGUGAGGGCCAAGUGUUUUCUUAUUUUUGCUGCAAUACUGUCAUUUUACUUGUAUGGAAGUAUAUUUUUAUCUCUUACCAAGAACCACUUGACAGAGGAAUCAUAUUUACAAACAGACAAGUGUCCAGCAUGUUUUGGACACAGUAUAUGCACGGACCUGAAAGAUGGCCUAGUGAAAAUGAAGGGAUGGUCAAGAUUGAAAUUUCUUGAUUUUGUGAAUUUAAAGAAUGUGCAUCUUGGUCAUCAUGAGGGAUUAGACAAACCUGUUAUUUUAAAAAAGCUUGCCCAUAAUGCUGAAUGGCAGAACAUUGACAACAAAAUUUGCACAGAUGCUAACAGACCUCUUGGUUGUGAUGUGGCAAGGGUUCUUGAUAAGAUGAAAACUACUAAUUCAAUUCAGAGAGAAGGAUUACAACCCAAACACCUCAAAGAUUUAAACUACAUGUUUUCCUGUCCUACCUUUAACCUGAUUGACAGAAUAUACAGAUAUUAUAAGGAGAAAGUUUACCCUGAACGUCGUGAUGUGAUGUUUAGAGAUAAGCUACAGAUAUAUGCCACUGCUAUGGUUAAUCCAGAGCCACUCAUACUUCAGACAUUCCCCAAAAAUGAAGGUUGGCCAUUUCCAGAGUAUUUUGGAGCUUGUGGCAGGUUUAUUGUAGUGAGUAAUGAAGGGGAACCUCUGAACAACUUCUACAAUUCUCCUUGGCAUAAACGGGCUGAUUUAGCAUACCAGAUAAUGAAGAUUGCAGAAAGACUGACAAACCAUGGCAAACCUUAUGGUCUGUAUUGGACAGAUCUUAGUUAUGAGAACUUGGUGGUAGAUGAUGCAGGAAGAGUGACAGUGGUGGAUGUAGAAAAUGUGGUAGUGGUAGAUAGAACAGCUAUUCGAAAAGUGAAACCAAAAGGUUACAAUACUUUGCUGGAGUCAAAUUUUGAUGACUGUGGAGGGAAAAACUGCUUGGUCUUCUCCACUGAAGAUCUGUGUACUCACAUAGAGUCUGAUCACAACUACUUCGCAGCCUGUCGCAAUCUCCUCUCCAAAUACGCCAACGAAGGGGAUCUUGGUAUGCCAGACGGUCUUCUCCAUGAUAUGCCCAAUUAUGCACGGGAUGACCAUGAUCUAGAACACCUGCUGAAUGAAUGUGUACAUCCCACUUCUGCUGAAGGAAGAAUCAAAGCUAAACAAAAGAUCAUGGAAGCACUCGAUGUGCUUCGUAAUAUUAGGGACUCUAAAGAUGUAGCAGAGGGGGAGAGAAUUUAAUCUUCGUGAAGUUUAGUUGUUUACCAAGUAUGUAGGUCAACUGUUGAAAAGGAAGGCAUAUAAAACAAAUUUUGAUCUCAGAAAACUUAUACCUGUGAUGCAUAUGUUGUGAUUUGGCUGUUAUAAUACAGUUAUUCUCAGGUUACCAUACAAACAACACCUUUAUUCUGUUAGUAAGCUAUAUAGCAUUCAAAGAUAGACACAUCUACUAAAACAAGCUCUUAUUUGUACAGCAAAAGUAUUCAUUUUUAUAUAUUUUCUUCAAAGUUUGAUGUCAGUAAUAUUCCUUCAGUAGUGAUAUAUUCCAAAACAGUUGUAUUAAAUUUUGUGUUUGUUUGCCUGCCAUUUUGUUUCCUAAGUUAAAAUUUUCAUAAUCUUGGUUUUCUUAUAGAUGUUGGUCAAACAACCAUUUGAUGGUAUUUUGUAUGGCUAAUUUUUAAAAGAAUUUUUUUUCUGUUGAUAUUUUUUUUUAAAACGGUUGAUGGUAUAUUUAUUAAUGGUUUUUGGUGCUUUGUCAACACAAAAAAGUGCACAUGUACAUAUCUCGGUAUAUCUACAGAGACACGAUGUGGUAGACCAAAGUUGCAUAGUAAAGUAGACCUAUAGUGCAACACAGUGAUAUAGACCUUUAUGACAUAGAGAGGUUGACAAUUUAGUAACAGUGAGUAGAGUUCACUGACUAUAGAAGUGGUUGAUCCAUAUAGUAACACAGUUAGGAAGACUUUACUGACUAGAAGUGGUUGAUCUAUAGUAACACAGUAUUAAAGGUAGACUUUACUGACUAGAAUUGGUUUACCUUUAGUAACAGUGAGGUAGACUUUACUGACUAGAAUUGGUUUACCUUUAGUAACAGUGAGGUAGACUUUACUGACUAGAAUUGGUUUACCUUUAGUAACAGUGAGGUAGACUUUACUGACUAGAAUUGGUUUACCUUUAGUAACAGUGAGGUAGACUUUAUUGACUAGAAUUGGUUUACCUUAGUAACAGUGAGGUAGACUUUACUGACUAGAAUUGGUUUACCUUUAGUAACAGUGAGGUAGACUUUACUGACUAGAAUUGGUUUACCUUUAGUAACAGUGAGGUAGACUUUACUGACUGGAAUUGGUUUACCUUUAGUAACAGUGAGGUAGACUUUACUGACUAGAAUUGGUUUACCUUUAGUAACAGUGAGGUAGACUUUACUGACUAGAAUUGGUUGAUCCAUAGUAACUUAGUAUUAAAAGUAGACUGUACAGACUAGAAUUGGUUGACGUUUAGAAACAGUGAGGUAGACCUUGCUGACUCAAAGAGGUUAAGCUAUAGGAACACAGUGAGGUACAGGUAGACUUUACUGACACAGUGAGCUAGACUAACAGAGAUCAGACAAACAUAUAUAGUGAAAUAAACUUUUAGUGACAGUGACUGAAGUAGACCUUACUGGUUCAGAAAAUAAGACAUUUAAUGAAACUACAAUUAAGGAAGGAUAUAAUGAGGUAAACUUUUUUUCUUAAUGUAGGUCUAAUGUGAGGAGGCAGAUACACUAAAAUAUUGCUAUAGUCACUGUGAAUAACCUUACUGGCACAGAGAAGGAGGCCUUUUAAAUAGUGACAUAACAAUAAAGGAAGGUUUUAGAGACACAGUGAUGUAAACUUGUCUGACACAGCAUGGUAGACCUAGAACAUAUAGAUUGAUGUAGAUCAUAGGAUGACCUAUAGUUUUCACGGGUGAAACAAUUCAAUAUUUGUGCAGUCAUGCUCUGCUUGUAUGAAAAAAAAAAGUUUGAUGUAUUUUAUUAAAAGAGGUAUCUUCUAUACUUGAUGUUCAGGUAUUAUGCUGUGAAGUAAACUGUAUUUGGAUUGGUUCUUUUAAAUGUUUAGAUUUGCAUAUUGAAUUGAUUGUUAGGCACAUACUGUUCUAUUUACACACAAUCAUAAAUGUAUGCAAAAAGUGUACUAUAUUCAUUGAUAAAAAUCAUCUCUACGCAAAUACUUUUAGUUGAAUUACUAUUAAGUCUUUGAAUCAUUGCUACUAUUUUCCAAUUUCUAUAGUUAAUUCCAUAUUGGUUAUAUUGUUGGUUUAUACAUUUAUACAUGUAUAUAUUGCAUCAUCCAUAUUGUUACAUAUUGUAUUUUCUUGGUUUUCUGAGAAGCAAAAAAAUUUGUAAUAUUCUAGAGUAUUGCCAUCUUACUAAUUCCAGAAUGACUUAAUCAAAAUUAUAUAUGGAUGUUGAUUAUCCUAAUCAUUCGCUACCAGAUUAAAAAAAACAGAAAAGAUAACAAAUCUACUAUGAAAAUGAAAAAAUAACUUAAGAGCUCGCUUGGACAAAUUUUGCAAAUUAUCUAAAAACUUUUUCAACAUUUCCUUUAUGUUUCUACUCAGAAAUCUUAAAUGUUUUCAAACGAACCAUAUAUAAGUAUAUGUCAUUUAUAAGUGUUAACUUGUUUUAAUUAAAACUUUACAAUAUUAUCA
This is a messenger RNA of Magallana angulata, 3954 nucleotides long. Its product is annotated as divergent protein kinase domain 2A-like. Lineage: Eukaryota; Metazoa; Mollusca; Bivalvia; Ostreida; Ostreidae. The coding region runs from base 139 to 1506 and encodes 455 amino acids. The transcript has 5 exons. The record is from RefSeq and is a predicted model, not a curated record.